Myzus persicae (green peach aphid) is the source of this 6096-nucleotide messenger RNA. It is a transcript of the gene shg, whose product is annotated as DE-cadherin. Gene Ontology annotation, biological process: calcium-dependent cell-cell adhesion; cell morphogenesis; cell-cell junction assembly. Gene Ontology annotation, cellular component: catenin complex; plasma membrane; adherens junction. Bases 16 to 4515 code for a protein of 1499 amino acids. Gene Ontology annotation, molecular function: cadherin binding; calcium ion binding. NCBI's taxonomy places the organism in Eukaryota, Metazoa, Arthropoda, Insecta, Hemiptera, Aphididae. The transcript is spliced from 21 exons. The record is from RefSeq and is a predicted model, not a curated record.
UAUUACAUUAUACUCAUGGGCAUUUCGAUUUUGUUUUUGUCUACAGGUAUUGUUUCGUCCAAUAACUUGUGGAGCGCAAGACUGAGACACCAAAGACAUCUGUUGGACAAGACGCCGAUCGCAGAACCGUACAUAUCCAAUGAAUACACCACGAAUCCGGACAACCGAGGAUUUGGUCCAAAACUUGGAUUGACGGUACAGGACAACCACAAGCCGGUGUUUACGAGCUGUUUGAAUUACCAGCCCAGCGUCAAGGAAGAACAACCGACCAACACUUAUGUGUUCACCGUCAAAGCGUUCGACAAGGACCCACCGGACAAUGGAGGUACAAUCACGUACACAUUUGUCAGCGCGCCCGGCGAACGUCCAAAGUUCUCCAUCGACGCACAGACCGGGGAGAUCACCACCCGACACAUGUUCGACCGAGACGAACCGACUCGCGAGAAAGAAGUGUACCUGUCUGUGAGAGCCACGGACAACGGGAAACCGCACCUGGACGACGUGUGCACCAUCAAAGUGACCAUUCAGGACGAGAACGACAACUCACCGGUUUUCGACAAAGUGAACUACGUUGAAUCCGUACCCCAAGACUUGCUGUCCAAAAGCGAAGUGAUGAGGAUAUCGGCUACGGAUAUUGACGAUGGUAUAAACAGUGCCAUACAAUACGAUCUGUCGCCCAGAAUGCCUCAGGACUCGAAUUAUUUCCGAAUCGAUCAAAACACAGGAGUCAUCUACUUGGAUCGCGCAAUCGACCGAGAUCCUGGCUACAAGUUCAAGAUGCGGGCCACAGCCACAGAUCAAGGUUUGGUUCCCAAGUCGGCCACGAUGGAUCUAGAGAUCUUGGUGGUCGAAUCGCACAAAAAAGCACCGACUUUCAUAUCCGUUCAACCCGACGGAAUCAUUUAUCUACCGGAAAAUCUGACUAAUUUCAGUUUUGACAUUGCCACCAUCAUCGCAGCAUCGAACACUGAUGAAAAAUCGCCGGUUUUCGAAUUGGUGCCUGGCCGGACGGAACAAUCAAAUAAAUUGAACACUUUCCGAUUGGAAUCCGAAGGCAACACCGCUCAUAUCAGAUUAUCGAGACACAUGGACUACGAAUCGAUAUCCGAGUACAUUCUUAACAUUCGAAUACAGAACAAGCACAAUCUGGCGGCGGAACACCAGUUGAACAUCCAAGUGGAAGACGUAAACGACAACAUACCGGUGUUUACCGAGGUCGUGUCGGGUUCCGUUUUGGAGAACGAACCGGCCGGCACAGCCGUAAUGCAGGUCCGAGCGAUCGACGCCGACUCGAGCAUGGCCAACAACCGCGUCACUUACGAGUUGGCCGACAACCGUGAUUACUUCGCCAUCGACCCGUACACCGGUAACAUAACCACGGUUGUGAUGUUCGACCGCGAGAAACAAGACGUGUACAACGUCAAGGUGAUCGCUACGGACAACGCGCCCUCUGCGCUGUACUCGACCGGUGAACACAACAAGGGCGAACAAGUGUUCCGGAUCGAAAUCGCCGACAAAAACGACCAUCCCCCUCAUUUCACGCAGUCCGUCUACGAAGCCGAAGAAAUACCGGAAGACGCCAACUUGAAUGCUCUGGUCACGGAAGUAAAGGCCUUAGAUGACGACACCGCGUCCCCAGUCACUUACAGCAUCGUGGAUGGCAACAUCUACAACGCGUUCCUGAUCGAAAACACGACCGGAAAAAUCAAAGUUAACAGUCAGCUGGACUACGAAAACAUCACUAACUAUGUAUUGAAAGUGAGAGCUUUUGAUGGAGCUUACGAGGACUACUGCACUGUAGAGAUAAAAAUAUCUAACGUCAAUGACAACCCUCCAGUGUUCCAGCCGUACGAAGGGAACAUCACAAUCACUGAAGAAGAACUCGUGCCGGGUUGCAUUACUACGUUGGAAGCAUACGAUCCAGAUAUUCAGGACCGAUCCAUGGAUCAGCGUAUCGUGUACUCUGUAGUCAAAGAUGACCAACGAAAGUUAAUGACCAUCAACAAAAACGGAUGUCUAUCACUCAUAAAACCCCUUGACCGUGAUCCUCCAAAUGGUUAUGCUACGUGGCAAGUGAUCAUACAAGCUAGCGAUGAAGGUGGUGGUCCAAAGAGCUUGCAACAAACCACAGAAGUCAUCAUUGCACUCAGAGACAUUAACGACAAUGCACCAUAUUUGGAUAUGCCCCAACCAGUAGUUUGGCGUGAGAAUCAAUUAUCCGGAACAAUUACACGACUGGCCGCCAAAGAUAAUGAUGGACCUGAAAAUGGUGCUCCAUUUGAUUUUGCCAUCUCUAAUGAUGCCUCGUACGAAAUUAAGACAAAAUUCGGAAUUUCAGGCGUUGAACUACAGGCGUUAACCACGUUUGAUCGUGAAGAGAAAAAGUUUUACAAUAUACCCAUAACAAUAACUGAUAGUGGAAUACCUAGUUUAACGGGGACGAGUACACUCCAAGUGGUAAUAGGUGAUGAGAACGACAAUGCCAUGAAGCCUGGAAGGAGCUCCAUAUUUGUUUACACAUAUAAAGGUGAAUCUCCUGACAUGGAAAUUGGACGUGUGUAUGUUGAUGACUUGGACGACUGGGAUUUGCCUGACAAAAAGUUCAAGUGGCUACAUGGACCGCAUGAACGCUUUGACCUUAAAUCAGAAACUGGAAUGAUUACUAUGCUACAAAAUACCAAAGAACAGACUUUUGUUUUGGAGUUUGAAAUCACAGAACAAGGAAUAAAGAUCCCCAGACAUACAGUAAAUUCGACUGUUGUUGUAACUGUUAAGGAGAUACCUGAAGAAGCUGUUGAUAAGUCAGGAUCAGUUAGGUUAGCCGGAAUUUCAGCUGAAGAGUUUAUUACCCCUGGUCCGGACAACAUAAGUAAAGCAACUAUCUUAAAGAAACGGUUGGCUUCAAUUUUAAAUGCCACUGUUGAAAAUGUUGAUGUAUUUACUAUUUUGCAUUCUCCUCACAAUCCCAACACUACCCAAUUGGAUGUACGUUUUUCUGCUCAUGGUUCCCCAUAUUAUCAACCUGAAAGGAUCAAUGCUGCUAUUGAUAAACAUCAAGUAGAGCUUGAAAAAGAGUUAGGUGUCACUUUUCUCAUGGUCAACAUUGAUGAGUGUCUUGUUGAAAAACUUUAUUGUGAAUCAUCUUGCACAAAUUUCUUAAACAAAAGCAACGAACCAGCCGCUGUAUACACAAAUACCACAUCUUUUGUUGGGAUACGAGCUGUGAUAGAUCCAUUUUGCCAGUGUGAACAGAGGGCAACCACUAAAAUCACAUGUCAUAACGGUGGUACUCCAUCAUCAGAUGGUACCGCCUGUCAGUGUCCUUCUGGUUUUGAAGGACCUCGGUGUGAAAUACUCAGCAUUGGUUUUUACGGUGAAGGUUAUGCCUUGUAUCCAUCCUUACAAUCCUGUAUGGAGUCCCACAUGUCAUUGGAAGUGCGCACCUCUGUUGACAACGGUCUAUUAUUUUAUGCUGGGCCCAGCAGCGUCAAACCUUCUCCACUGUCUGUACAAGAUUUCAUGUCACUGGAGCUCAAAGAUGGUUACCCCGUACUUUUGGUAGACUAUGGCUCGGGCACACUCAAAAUUGGACAAAAACAAAUUAAAAUAUCUGACGGAGAACCACAUCGCAUCGAAAUUAUUUGGACCAAAACUAGCAUUGAAAUGAAAGUGGACAGCUGUAAUCUUCCAUCAUGCUUAAGCCUUAGCCCUCCAAUAGGAAUCAAUGAAUAUUUAAACGUCAAUGGGCCUUUACAACUUGGUGGAUCGUUUGUUGACCUUAAAUCAAUCGCAGCCACGCGCAAUUGGACUCAUAAACCUUUAAGCAAUGGAUUCAAUGGUUGCAUACGUAAUUUAACUUUCAACGGUCAUCUAUACAAUUUGGGCGCUCCUAGUAUGUCUCGCAAUGUUGAUUUUUCGUGCACACACGGUACUGCAGUUGCUGUGUCAUUUGGUAUUGACGCUAGCUUCUUGAUAGCCAUUUUUGUGUGUCUAGCUGUCUUGUUGAUAUUGCUGCUAGCAGUAGUGGUGCAUAGAAGAAAGUCUGAUGAUUUAUACAAAGACACCGAUGACAUUAGAGAAAACAUAAUCAACUAUGAAGAUGAAGGUGGCGGCGAAGGAGACAUGACCGGUUAUGACUUAAACGUUUUGCGGCUUAUGUAUGAUGGCUCAGAACCUGUACAAGGAUUUGAUGAUGCUGGAAACUUAUUACAAAAACGUGCUCCAGAUGAAGUUCCUGAUAUUUGUGGUUUCCUUGGUGACAAACUGAACUCCGUAGAUAAUGAUCCAGAUUUAGGUCCGUAUGAUGAUGUCCGCAAUUAUAUGUAUGAAGGUGAAGGCAAUUCAGUUGGAUCACUUUCAUCAUUAGCUUCAGGAACAGAUGAUGGAGACUUAAACUUUGAUUACCUUUCUAACUUUGGACCUCGAUUCCGCAAACUGGCUGAUAUGUAUGGCGAAGAUCCAAGUGAUGAAGAAAGUGAAACGUACCGCAAUACUCAUCCCGAGUCGUGGUGCUAACACGCAUUUGAAAUUCGCUCUGAAUAAUCAGUUACCGGUGCAUAUGUUAUCUGUAAGGUUAUAUAGCGAGUACAUACCUAGACUUAAGUACCGACUAUAUAAAAUAUUUAAAAAUGAAUCAUUUGUACAGAGAGUUGACUGUGCUCUAAUGACAAUUAUCUAAUAAUAAUAUUUACUAUAAAUAUUUUUAUUUUCAUUUUACUAUUAAUUGUUUUGUGUAUUAUUGACAGUAACGAAGUCAAAUUUUUGUGUAUGAAUUCAAAAAUUGAUUCGUGAUCUCAACAACAGACUGCUUUAGUCUAAUUAUAUUAUUUUCUCUUUUUUUUUUUUUUUUGUAACAAAAUCACAAAUCUUUGUAGGCGUCAACAUUAAACUAUGUAUAAUAUUUGUUUCGCUUAUGCAAUGUUUACAAUUUAAGUUAAAUUGCUUCCCAGUAAUUACUUGCAUAUUUUUCUAUAGAAUUUUAUGAAAUUCUCAGAUUUCUAAUUUUCCAGGGAACGGGUUUUUCCCCUGUGAUUGUGGUUUCGAAAAAUUUGAUCCUAAAAUAUUGUUACUCAAUGUGUUAUUGGCGAUUGAUGUUUAUUUUUUUAGGUACUUAAAUGUUUUUAAUAAUAUUUGUAUACUGCCAUUGGAUCAUUUUGAACUAAGAACUUUUUACACGCAUUGUACUUAUUUGUAAAUAUAUGAAAAAUCAAUCAGGGUUAAUUAUUAUGCACACAUCGGCAUACAGAAUUCAAUUGACUAAGAGAUAACCGUAAAAUAUGAUGUCUAAAAAUCAAAAUAUUUUUAACUCCAUUCCAUAUUAUUUUAAUCAUAGUUUAUAUUUUACUACUAUACUUUUUGCUUGAACACUGUAAUACUUAAUAUUAUUAUAUUAUUAUUACAACAUUCGACUAUGGUACAUAUAAAACUUAGGAGAUACCCACGUGUUAAUUAUAUACAAUAUUCAAUUUUUUAUUAUUUUUAUUAUUGUAGAUUAUUACUUCGUUAAAUCAAAGAUUUUGUUGAUUUUUUUUUUAUGUGUUUUUGUAUCCUCAACAAAGAACUAUAUUAUUAUUUUAUAUUUAUAUACUAUAAAAACUUGGUUAUUAGAAUGUAUUUUCUUUUAUCCUCAUAGGAAGUUUGUAGUAAGUUCAUUAAAAUUAUUUUUUUUUCCUCUAAAAUUAUUUGUUAGUUUGUAUGAAUUAUUAUUUUGUAUUGUUGCCAUUUGUGAUAUGUACUUUAUUAUUUUGAAAACCUUGUAAAGGAUGGACAAACAUUUUAUUUAUAUUAUAUUAAAAAAAAAAAAAGAAAAAACAUUCCAUUUGAAAAUAAUGUUGUCGAUGCGCAUAUCUGUGCAGAUAAACGACUGAAAACUUAUAAGAUAAUAUUAGUUUUAAACUAAGAAUUUUUUUUAUUAAAUUUAUCAUAUUAUGUCUUAUAUAAACUAUACAUAUUGUAUUUGUUAAGUUGUAUUAAUUAAGGUGUACAUUUAGGGUAAACAAAUUAAAUCCAUAUAAUUUAAUCACCCUUUUUUUUUUGUACCUACCGUCAUGUAUUAUUUAUACACCUAUACGUUUAUAAAUGACAUUGAUCAAGAAC